CCCGCGAUAAACGGCCCUUACCACCUGGGUAUAAGCAUUCUUUGGCUUCUUUGUGUCUCACAAUUUUCUAUCUAGUCCUUGCUGCAACCUGAUAACAUCUACAUCCGCCUUUUCAUUGCCCUAGCUCCGCCAAACGCGUCGACCGCGGCCAACAGAAGCCAUGGACUCAACUCUGAUGUCAGUUCAUCUCGAGCAAAUACAAAGCUCUUGCCAGGGAAUUGACUCUCUUCCCUUCCCGCCUGCGAAAAUAUUCGCCAAUGCAAUGCUCUCCAACAACGACAUCACAUCCUUAAUCCGAGACACCGAGGCUCACGAACGCGCUCUUUUCUCUGUCCCCCCUCCACCUCCAGCCGCUGCCACGGCGUCAAAGUUCUCAAAAGCAGCCGAAGCCGAAGCCGAAGCCAAACCCAAGAACCGCCGGCAAACAGUCUUCAACGUCGCCUCGGGCGAAGUAACGACGGGCCCGCCGACACGAAGGGCGCCCCAUCGCCGUACAGCGGUGGCGGCAGUCCUGGGCGGCGAGAUGCACGAACAGCUGCGGAGGGGAGAAACAGAUCGCAAGGGCGACUUGGACGUGGAAGUGCUCUUGCGCGGUGCCGAGAAGCUCUGUGGAGUGUAUGAAUUGCCGGGAGCUCGCGAGCGCAUUGUGGCGUUACGGUCCAGAUACCGAAAUGGGAAGAAUACAAUGGCUUAUUACGAGGCAAAGGUGGCUGAACAGGCUGAGCAGCUGGCCAGCAUGAAUAAGGACUGGAUGGACCAGGACCAGGACAAGGACAAGGAAGCGGAUGAGCCUCAGCAGAGCGGCAGUGAUGGGUGGACUGAAGAAGAUUUGAGGAGAGAGGAAGAGGAGGCGAAGCAGAUGGAGACGAAGAAGAGGGAGUUACAGGCUAGGCUAAAGUCCAUGGAGAGAGAUAUUGGAGGGCUAAGAAACAUGUAAGGCUAUGGAAUUAGGAGACCAAAAACUAUGAUACCCCCAAAUAUACGCGAUAGAGUGCUUGCCUCUACAUAGAAUUGUACUACACCGGCUAGCACAGCACGCCGAAAUUGCAAUGAUGGAGGGUUAGAGGGGUGAUGAAAAGGAAAGAGGAGCUUUUAUCCAUAUAAUGCAGACUUGGCCCAUUUUGAUGGCUUAUAUUAUCCUAGCUAUUUUAUAUGACAACAUCGCCAACCCG
Trichoderma asperellum CBS 433.97 is the source of this 1172-nucleotide messenger RNA. RefSeq lists its product as uncharacterized. Gene Ontology annotation, biological process: attachment of spindle microtubules to kinetochore. The record is from RefSeq and is a predicted model, not a curated record. NCBI's taxonomy places the organism in Eukaryota, Fungi, Ascomycota, Sordariomycetes, Hypocreales, Hypocreaceae. Gene Ontology annotation, cellular component: spindle microtubule; DASH complex.